CCCCGCCCGGGAAUUAGGAGGCAAACCUCCCCGUCCGACCUCCAGACGGCAACCUUUCCCUUCCUCCAAGGCAGGCAGGAGGCAGCCGCUGGGUUAAGGCGGGGGAGCAUCCUUUCAGACCGACCAAAACGGCUCCAUCCCCACCUGGGACUUCGAGGGGGGAAAAGUGUGCGUGUCUGUGUGAGAAAAAUAGAAUAAGCUCCAAGCCCCACCUUCGAACAUCUCCCUCUGUUUCUCUUUCAAAUUACUCCAAUUCUCCCCAGAGGUCUGGAAAGGUGGGAGCCCCGAAGUGAUCUGCUGUAGUGCGCAAACCUCCCUUCGCCUGUAGCUGCUCUCCUCGCGUCUACGAAAGAGGGGUGGGGCGGGGGCGCUGUGCCUGGCCGAAGAGACGUGCACCUGGAGGUUUGUUGUGGAAAACCUGGUUACCUGGUCAGUGGAUGCUGCCGCUGCCCUAGGAACUUUGCUCGCGGGCCAUAAAGAAAAAGCGGGGUCUGACUUGGCGCGCCACAGCACGGGGACGCCCGUCAGAGAUACCCCCGUCACACCAGUCACAGAAGACCUAGGAAUUGGACGCGCCGCUUCCUCAAGGGGCUUCGCGAAACUCCGGGAAAGCGUGUGCCCCUUCGUCACCGGCCAGCUCCCGAGCCGGAGCAAGGCAUCCGAAGAGGGCCGCGGCGCAAGGCAGCGAAACUGCGUGUUAGGGGAAAUCACCCAAACAUCAUCUGAUCUUCACAAGAGUUGGCAUAAUGCACUAUGGAUAAGUCACUGACUGCUGACCGAUGUCUUCAACAUCUGGGGAUUUUUACUGCGUAUCUUUAGGAGAAGAGUCCUUUGGCAAUGAAUGUCAGGGCAUGCAGUAUGAGCCACCGGACAACAUGCACUCCUCACAGGCCGGGGAUGGUAAAUGCGCAGCAGAUUCCAUCUAUUAAACUGCAUAUAGAAACUCCUUCUGCUUCUCCUAAUAGUAGCACCCCGGGCCCUGCUAUUGGAAACCUACCUACUGCCUCCCAUUUAAAGGCCUCACCUAGAGGAGGGGUAGCUCCUCAGAGCAAUGCGAUUGCCUGUAAUAUUCACUUUCCUGCUUUAAGUCCCAGAAGACAAACAGUGACCAACGGAAAGCCUUUAUUCCACAUCCCACAACCUCCAGGGGUAACAGCUCCACAGUUUUUGAAGCCAAAGGAGCAAGAAUUUGGAAAUAAAUUCACUACCAGCACAGUGAAAGGAGCUUUUGUCUACGGACCUCAGUGCAAGUCCAUUGGAAAAAACAGCUGCAACAAUUUGAUAAUCACCAGCAGUCCAAUGGUAGUUCAGAGACUGGGACCUCUAUCUCCUGCUCAGCAGGUCUCAACAGCAUGCAGCCAAAUCAGCCCUAGUUUACAGAGGGCUAUGAAUAUGACAAAUCCAGAUAUACCAUCUGAAACAAGAUCCCUUAUAUCACGUGAAUCUUUGGCAUCCACAACCUUGAGCCUGUCAGAAAGCCAGUCAAUACAGAGUGUCAAACAAGAGUGGUUUCAUGGUUAUAGAAUUUACCCUUCUCUUCCAUCCAAUCAGUGUUCACAAAAUAGCAAUGAAUUAGGUGAUGUCACAAAUGCUACAUCUGGGAUAUCCAUGUCCAACAACUUUUCCACUUCACUGCCAUCUUACUUGUUCAGUAUGGAAAACCCCCACCCUCCUUAUUCUAGUCCUCACCAUUCCUCAGCCAGAUCUCAUUCAGCAAAAAAAAGGGCACUGUCCCUCUCCCCUUUGUCUGAUGGAAUUGGGAUUGACUUCAAUACAAUCAUCCGUACAUCCCCUACUUCUCUAGUUGCAUAUAUAAAUGGUUCAAGAACAUCUCCAUGCAACAUCUCUCCUCAACCUGAAGUUUAUGGGCAUUUCUUAGGAAUAAAGGGAAGUUGUAUUCCCCAAACUUGCUCUAUACCAAAUCCUCAAAAAAGGCUUCUUAUGGCUAAUUACAAUGCUACCCCUCCAGACUACAGUGAAAGUGGAAACAGUGAAUAUCAGCGCAUGCAACAUUUGGAACAAAACAAUCUACAGCCAUUGGUCACAAAUAAUAUGAUGGUUCAACAAAGUACAUGUCUAGCAGAGAGCCAACCUAUGGGCAUUGUGAAGGGUGGACAUGGGGAUGUUUUUUCUGGAAACACAAAUGGCAUACUCUCUGCAUCUCCACUGGCUCCCCCCGGUCUUCCUCCUCCACAUGGUCCACCCCCACCCUAUCAUGCACAUCAGCAUGCACUCAUAAAUCAUUCUCGUCCACUUUCCUUGCCUCCAUCUAUCCAGAACUGUUUUUUAGAUGAAGACAGUGAACUCGAUGAUUUCAGUGGCAAGCACUACUGUCGUUGGAUAGACUGCAGGGCUACCUAUGAUCAGCAAGAAGAACUUGUGCGGCAUAUAGAAAAAAUGCACAUAGACCAGAGGAAAGGGGAAGAUUUCACUUGUUUCUGGGCUGGGUGCCCUCGAAGAUACAAACCAUUUAAUGCCCGUUACAAAUUGCUUAUCCACAUGAGAGUGCAUUCAGGGGAGAAGCCAAACAAAUGCACGUUUGAAGGCUGCAAGAAGGCCUUUUCUAGACUAGAAAACCUGAAGAUUCACUUAAGGAGCCACACUGGAGAAAAGCCUUACCUUUGCCAGCAUCAAGGCUGUCAUAAAGCAUUCAGUAAUUCCAGUGACCGAGCCAAGCACCAGAGGACGCACCUGGACACUAAACCUUAUGCUUGUCAGAUUCCUGGAUGCACCAAACGAUACACAGAUCCAAGUUCUCUAAGAAAGCAUGUAAAGGCCCAUUCUUCUAAAGAUCUGCAAGCCAGAAAAAAGUUGCGGGCCACUACAGAACUUGACCAAGACAUUCUCAAUGACUGCCUGACUAUCCAGCCUAUUCAAGUCCCUUCAUCUCCCCAUGAUGUUUCGGUCAGCUCUGUCCAACAAUCGCCAGGUCAUGUCCAUGAUAUUUACCCAGGUACCAUCUUCUCCAGCACUCAUUCAAAUCAAAGUGGAACUGCUGUGGGCAAUGAACCCCACUCACAUGCUCUGAGCCACACUUCACCAAGGCCCAAUGUUCAUGACAGCCCUCACCACCCAUCAACAGGGGAUCCAGGAACAGAGAGAUUUUCAGCCUCUGUUCCUUUUUUUCCUCACUGUAUAAGCCCUGGAAGAAUUCUUCCUCCCCCUCCUUUAAUGCAGAAAAGAACAUCACAGCCUUCAACAACCCAGCAACUUGGAGAAGUGCAUUCGAAGACGAAUGACUCAUUAAGCAAUCCUUCUUUCCAGCCAAACAGCAUCCAAAUCCAAGGUGUUUAUGGGCAACUACAAACUUUCUGCUCCCCUCAUUAUUCUGACAAUCAGAGAAAUAUACAACACAUUGGAACUUGUAAUAUGGUCCCUCCUUUUGAAGACUGUCUUGUACCCACAUCUAUGGGUCAGGCAGGUUUUGAUGUUUUCCAUAAAGCAUUUUCAGCACAUUCUGGUAUUACAGUUUAUGAUUUUCCAUCAGCCUUUGGUGAUUCAUUGCGUAAUGGAAUUGAGGACUCAAGUUUCCUCCAUAUAAACGCUGUGGAUCGUUGCCCUAGUCAGCUCUCUUCAGUUUACACAGAAGGCUGAGGAAGGGCAGACCACAACCUUGUGUAUCAUUCCAACCAUUCAGUUUACUAUAGAUCAUCUUCUCUUGGUCAGCCCAGCUCUGAAACUACUUGCUCAAGAAAUAAAGAAAACAUCACCAGAAAGAACCACAGCUGCAGCUAAUAUAAGGUGUUGCAAGAUGUUCAUUAAAAUGUAUUUGCCAAAUGUGAGCUAUUGCUCUUUAAUUUGGCCUUUUCUGUUGCAAAACCACUUCUAAAAGAGAAUGAAUUACUGUACUGCUUAGUAUAUUUUGAAAUGAAUUGUUGGAAUUUUAAGUUUUUAAAACUCUCUUGUAGGAAUUGUAAAAAUUGUCAACAACAAUAAACCUCUCACAAAAGCAGAUUUCUAGAAUAAAAAGUCUGUCUUGCAGUGCUUUGAAAUCUAAGCACAGAAUCUCACAGGAUGGAGAGUGAAAAGGGAAAAUAUUUUUUGUGAUAUCCUGUGACUUCAGCUGCUGGUGAUAAUAGUACAAUUUGAGCUUCUUUUCUGUAUCCAGUAUUAACUGUUAGCUUAAAGAGAUAUGUUGGUGAUGUCUUAGCAGCACUCACUUGAAGAGAAUUUAUUCUACUGGAUAUUCAAUCAUGCUUUAUAAUUUAAUUAAUGUUUAUAUUUCAUUUGUAGAACUCUGUAGAAAGUUUUAAAACCAGAUAUACAAAUACAGACUUAGAAUAGGUAUUCUCCAUUAAUGCUAGCAAGUUAUUAAUGCCAUUUCCAAUAACUUUCACAAUGUUUGAUGCUCAUAUGAGGAAGAUGAGAGUACCUCCCAUACAGUACCAGAAAACGGCUUCAGCAUUUCCAGCUACACCCCCACCCCUACAUGUGUUGGGGACAAAUUGCCCAUAAAGCAGGAGACCUCCCAGCAUCAUGUUCUUAAAGGCCAGGUGCAGAUGGGUAGGCAGUGAUCUGAAUCAGUGCUGUGUUGCUCCCCCUUUCUAUCACUCCUCCCACUGAAACUGAGUUUCUCUUUCCAACUCGCCAUCCUAAUUGUAAUAGCCACAUGGAAGACAAAAUAAAGGAGCAGAGUUUGGGGGGAACUGAGGAUUUCCACGGAAGCAGAGGAAAAGAAUUAAAUUAUCUUUCCCAGCUUUGACGUUCUGAUCUAAAACAUAUCAAUCUAGCAUGCAAUUUCAGAUCUUUGACAUCACACAUAAUUACAUCCAGAAAUUUUGUACUUCUAUGAGACAUCUUUUGUAAUUUGUUCAUAUAUUUUAUGGAUAAUUCUAGAAAAGUUUCUUUUUCCCACAUUAAUACUGCACAUACCUUAAUGGUAUGCUAAUAUAUAAAUGAUGUUUUUUCUAUUUUCUGUCCUCUUUUUGCUGAAAACAAUUGGCACAUCAGGUAUUGACUCCAUUGCAAAGGCUUUUUUGUUGUUUUUUGUAUGGUUAUAAAUAUGUUUGGGAAGUGAAAAAUGGAUUUGCCUUUCAAGAUGUGGUCUUUGUCGUGGAUACAGAGUUAUAUAAUUCAAACAGCAGCCUUAUUUAUCCAGUGUUUACUUGUGGCUGGUUUAGUCAUAUUGUGGCCAAAUCAUUUGAGGAAUUUCUCAGUGUGUAUGCUCCUUGGUAAUAACCCAUUAUCCUUAAAGGGAAAAAAACAUGAAUAUAUCAGCCAAAGGAAUUAUUGUACAUAAACUAUAGUGAGAAUAAGUAGCAAGUUUCUAAAAUCAUAAAGCAAGCUUCCAAAAUCUGGAUACUGAAUAUUUAAAUGUAUUAAGGCUGUUUGUGAAUUUAUGGGUGUAGUGUAGCCACAUUUUAAAAUAUUCACUACUAAUAUAAAAGUGAAGCACAUUUACCCCAUUCCUGCAAGAGAAAUCUGUGUGGGGAUCCCCUUGCUGAAUCGGAUCCUGAUUGCACUUUAUCGCCAUCCUCUGCAGGUUAAAAAGAUUCUGUAUCCAGUGGUGAAGAGGCUGGAACAUUUCUAUGAAGGCAUGAAUUGAACAGUGCCCAAGCCUUCUAUUUGGAGGGUGGAGCCAAGGCUCUCCUCUCCUCACUCCUACAUAAUCAGAUCUAUCCAAGCUGGGCAUAUCAGCCAUUUGUUUAAUGAGAAAGUAUCCAUAGAUACUUGCAGCAGCUCACAUAUGGCUGGAUUGAAAAUGUCCUAAAUGAGCAUACAAAUAAAAUUUUACAGCAUAGGUGACUCUUUAGAUUUAGGCUUUACAGUUUAAAAAUGAAGGUGACAUUCUCAGAUUUUAUUAUGUCUUGGUUUUAAUUUUUGGAAAAUGCUCUAUAGUCCCCAAAUUCUAUUCUUGGUAGGUUAACAACAAUAGUUGCACCUGUUAAGAAAAGCCAGGAGCUUUUUGCUUUUAUUGAAGAGAAAUACUUUUACUUGCAUUAAAUGCCACUGAAAACAGGACUCCCUUUCUUUAAGAACUCUUUUUUUUUUUCUGAAAAAUGGAGCGCAGGGGAAUUUACAUGGAAGUGCAUGUAUCAGUCAGAGAGCCUUUUUCCCCCAUCUCUAGCCACCCUUCUCCCUGGCUCAACCCUUUUUCCUUGGCACUGAAAACAACAAACCCAUCCAGUCAAAAAAGAUCCAGUCCCCUCCUGCCUCCAAGCAAUCCUGUCCCAUCCAGGGACCCUCCUGGAGGACCACCCACCAACCAUAAUUAAAGGGUUGUUCACAUACCUCAGAAUUCAAGUAUAUAGGAAAUCGUAUUUGUCGCCACACAAGGCAACUGAAGCCUUGCUAAUUUUGAUAGAAUUUUACUAAGUUUCUUGUGAUUCAUUAGAACCAAUUAUUGCAAACAGUCUUCUGGCAAAAAGUUAAGCGUGCUAUGGAAACCACCAUGCUUACAAAGAGCAUUGAAAACCCUGUGCCUUCCAUGCAUAAAACUAACAUGUGUACUUACUCCACAUUUCAGCAGCAGUAUAACAAAAUACAUAUGAAAACCAAAUCUGUUAACAGCUAAAAUGAGUGAGUCUUAAUGAUAAUUAGAUCUCUCCUAUUUGGUGAACUGCACCAAACAAAACUGGGUCAUGUUAUAAUACCAAUAUUUUGCAGAGUUUACAUCGUUCACUUUACUGAGAAAUAGGCUGUCAUGUUGCACAACCAACCAACUCCCAUUACACCUUCAUAGGUUUCUUUGAUCUGUAUAGCAAUGAGAAUUUCCACACACAGUCCAGAGGAGCCAGCUUUGUGCAUAGUCAUGCAUAGCUAAACAAUGACCAGAUACAAAGGAAAACACUGUAGGAUUGAAUUGCCAUUGUUACAUCCUUUCUGCUACUCUCUAAACUCUUGCAAGAAAUUAACGAUUCUUUGGAAGCUUGAGAAUAAACCAACUUUCUUUCCCAGACUGGCUGGGUUAGAUCAGGUAAUGGGACUGCCCAUUUGUUCCUCAAAAGUAUUUACAUCCACAGUAGGGAGAACUAUACACUGGAGAUAAUUUAAAUGUUGCAAUUUUAGUACUGUCAUAUACCAUUAUUUCAUGACUUUAAAAAAAUCUAAUUGUGUUUAUUGCCCAUGUUUUGACUGUGCCAUUUCAUAGCAUCUUGCUUUCUUUUAAUUUGCAAAACCAGCACUUUUUAUGUGUAUUUAAAAAAAAACAGAUAAAAUCAAAGAGAUGAGUUUUAAAGUUAACAGAACACAUUUUUGUACACAAAGUAGAGUGUCUUGUGUAAUGUUGAUGCAAAGCACUUUGGGAAGAGAAGAAGGCGUAUGGAAAUGUGUUUUCUAUCAAUCUUAGAAUUUUUGUACAUAUUUUUAUAAGCUCCUUUAUAGAGAGUUGAAUUCCUUAUAGCAUGUUGUAUAUCUGGCUGAUUUUGCUAUAGUUGGCAUCUCCUUGUUGUAUAUCAUAUGCCCUAAAAAAGAAUUAGUAUGACUUUUUCUAUUAAUAUGUAUGUUUUGUGAUUGGUUACAAUUAAUUUUCAUAUAAUUGUAAGUUAUUUUUUGCCUUGUUUCAUGAAGUCUUUUUUUUAAUAUGAAAGGUGAAAUGAAGGGUUUGUGCACAUAAUAAACACAAUAAAAUGAAACUGAAAAUCUGUAACACA
Molecule: messenger RNA, 7592 nt
Organism: Candoia aspera
Lineage: Eukaryota; Metazoa; Chordata; Lepidosauria; Squamata; Candoiidae
Gene: GLIS3
Product: GLIS family zinc finger 3
Exons: 12
Coding region: 838-3594 (918 amino acids)
Biological process (GO): regulation of transcription by RNA polymerase II
Cellular component (GO): nucleus
Molecular function (GO): DNA-binding transcription factor activity, RNA polymerase II-specific; RNA polymerase II cis-regulatory region sequence-specific DNA binding
Source: RefSeq, a predicted model, not a curated record